AUAAAUAACCUAGAGAUUUAGAGUAUUUGGGACAUACAAAUUUGACACCAUAGUAUACGCACCAGAGUAUAUUAGGGACUUGGACAUGAGCAGAUUUUGGUAUCCGUAGGGAAAGAGGCGGGUGUCCUGAAACCCUGGAGGCUUGUGUUAAAAUGCUGUUUGCGGCUCGCCAUAUUGUGCGGCGGCGCCGGCGGCCCGCGGCGGCUGAUAGACCAGCGGAGCCCCAGGCUGAGGCAGGAUCCUCAAUGUCUCAGGCUGUGCAGACAAACGGAACUCAACCAUUAAGCAAAACAUGGGAACUCAGUUUAUAUGAGUUACAAUGAACACCCCAAAAAGAAAAGAAAAGAAAAACCGAAAUUGUGGUUUCACCUCGAAGUCUACACAGUGAAUUAAUGUGCCCAAUUUGUUUGGAAAUGUUGAAGAACACCAUGACUACAAAGGAGUGUUUACAUCCUUUCUGUGCAGACUGCAUCAUCAUAGCCCUUAGAAGUGGCAACAGAGAAUGUCUUACCUGUCGGAAAAAACUAGUUUCCAAAAGAUCACUAAGGCCAGACCCAGACUUUGAUGCCCUCAUCAGCAAAAUUUAUCCAAGUCAUGAUGAGUAUGAAACUCAUCAAGAUAGAGUAUUAGCCAGGAUCAGCAAGCACAAUAAUCAGCAAGCACUCAGUCACAGCAUUGAGGAAGGACUGAAGAUACAGGUUAUGAACAGACUGCAGCGACGCAAGAAACAACAGAUUGAAAAUGGUAGUGAAGCAGAAGAUAAUGGUGACAAUUCACACUGUAGUAAUGCCUCCACACAUAGCAAUCAGGAAGCAGGCCCUAGUAACAAACGGACCAAAACAACUGAUGAUUCUGGGCUUGAGCUUGAUAAUAACAAUGCAGCAAUGGAAAUUGAUCCAGUAAUGGAUGGCACUAGUGAAACUGAAUUAGUAUUUAGGCCUCAUCCCACACUUACGGAAAAAGAUGACAGUGCACAGACAAGACACAUAAAGACUUCUGGUAACGCCACUGUAGAUCACUUAUCCAAGUAUCUGGCUGUGAGGUUAGCUUUUAAAGAACUUCGAAGCAGGGCUGGGCAUGGUGAAUCAAACCAGAUGAACCUUGAUACAGCCAGUGAGAAGCAGUAUAACAUUUAUAUAGCAAGAGCCAGUGGCCAGUUCCCUCUAUUAAAUGGCUCUCUUUCUUUGGAAUUGGUCAGUGAGAAAUACUGGAAAGUGAACAAACCCAUGAAACUUUACUAUGCACAUACAAAGGAGCACAAAUGAGCUUUUAAAAACCAAUUGUGAGACUGAACUUUUUUAUAGCCCAUUUAUUUAAUAUUAAAGAUGUACAAGCAUUACUUCUAUGGACAGAUCUUGGAUAUGUUGUUCAGUUUUCUUUCUGAGCCAGACUUGUUUACGCUAUUCAAAUAUUUUCCCCUUAAGAUUUCCUUUUUGGAAGGGACUACAAUUAUUCAGUACUUUUUUCUUUUCCUUAAAAAAAAAAAAUUUAAAGUUUCUUGUGGUUUUUUUCCCCACAAAGUGUGGUUCCAUUUUGAGCACCCUUUGAUCCAGGAAUUUUUCAUAGUUUCUGUAUUCUUAAAGAUUCAGUUGGCUGUCCUUUUCUCGCUCCCCUCAAAAGAUUUUUAGUCAUACAGAAU
Molecule: messenger RNA, 1639 nt
Organism: Cercocebus atys (sooty mangabey)
Lineage: Eukaryota; Metazoa; Chordata; Mammalia; Primates; Cercopithecidae
Product: E3 ubiquitin-protein ligase RING2-like
Exons: 3
Cellular component (GO): ubiquitin ligase complex; PcG protein complex
Molecular function (GO): ubiquitin protein ligase activity; chromatin binding
Source: RefSeq, a predicted model, not a curated record